AUGGCCAACAACAAAUUGUUGUUGGCACGUAGCCAAGACUAUUAUUUACCAUUUACCAAAUUUUCCAUUACCAGACAAGAGACUGCACGUGAUAGGGUUCUGUCGUUUGAAAUUGACCUCGAUCGUCAUGAGAUUAUCGUGUCGAGUGACGAAGGAGAGUAUCUUGAAAUCGGUAUUCCAGAGACUACAUACCACGAGAUUGCCCAAACCAUCCUUUCGAUCGACCAAGAGACCACCAACGUUCGUCCCGACGACUACUUUUGCCAGUCCUCUAAUCCGACCCUAUCCAUGACUCUCACCAUCAAUCCACAUGCACAGAACCAACAUCAUCAACAACAACAAGAGUCUACACAGAACCAACAACAACAACAACAGUCAGUUCAAUGGGACCAUCCACUAUGCUCCAACAAACCACACUUUAUUGAUGCUAUCGAAGCAUUAAUCGAUCAAAUCUAA
Cavenderia fasciculata is the source of this 456-nucleotide messenger RNA. RefSeq lists its product as uncharacterized. The record is from RefSeq and is a predicted model, not a curated record. Bases 1 to 456 code for a protein of 151 amino acids. Lineage: Eukaryota; Evosea; Eumycetozoa; Acytosteliales; Cavenderiaceae. The transcript has a single exon.